This is a messenger RNA of Python bivittatus (Burmese python), 985 nucleotides long. Lineage: Eukaryota; Metazoa; Chordata; Lepidosauria; Squamata; Pythonidae. The record is from RefSeq and is a predicted model, not a curated record.
CGACGACGAUGAGGACCUGGAAGUAUUCAGCAAGGAUGCGUCGCUUAUGGAGGUGAACUCAUUCAGUCCUAUGAUGCCAACAUCUCCAUCUUCGAUGAUAAAUCAGUACAAAUUUGAGGAUGAACCAGAAGGAAAGGAUCUUUUCGUAACAGUCAAUGAUCCAGAAAGCUAUAUUACUGCCAUUGAGACAUUCGUCACCUACAGAAUUGUCACCAAGACAACUCGUGGUGAAUUUGACUCCAGUGAAUAUGAGGUUAGAAGACGCUAUCAGGACUUUCUUUGGUUGAAAGGAAGACUUGAAGAAGCACAUCCAACACUUAUUAUUCCUCCAUUGCCUGAAAAAUUCAUAAUGAAAGGAGUUGUGGAACGAUUUAAUGAAGAAUUCAUUGAAACAAGGAGGAAAGCUCUGCAUAAGUUUUUAAACCGGAUUGCUGAUCAUCCUACUUUAACUUUUAAUGAGGACUUCAAAAUUUUUCUUACUGCACAGGCCUGGGAACUUUCAUCUCAUAAGAAGCAGGGCCCUGGCUUACUUAGCAGAAUGGGGCAAACAGUCAAGGCAGUGGCUUCAUCAAUUCGAGGCAGCGCUGUGAAAAACCGCCCAGAAGUAUUUACAGAAAUGAAUGACUAUGUGGACAUAUUUAACCAGAAAAUCAAUCUGUUGGACAAAAUCUCUCACCGAGUUUACAAAGAAAAAAAAGACUAUUUUUAUGAACUGAAGGAAUUUGGUCCAAUUCACACUCUGUGGGCUGCCUCGGAAGAAGAUCUGGGAGAUACAUUAAAAGGAAUGGCUACUUGCAUUGAUCAGUGUUGCAAGGCUACUGAGAAAUGGAUGGCAGCACUGUCUGAAAGCUUCUUUCCUGUUAUACAUGAAUAUUUGCUUUACAAUGAAGUAUUGAUGGGUGUUUUGAAAAGAAGAGACCAGAUCCAAGCAGAGCUGGAUUCCAAAGCUGAUGCUAUAUAUAAUAAAAAAGCUGAAAAUGGCCAG